This is a messenger RNA of Haemonchus placei, 453 nucleotides long. Lineage: Eukaryota; Metazoa; Nematoda; Chromadorea; Rhabditida; Trichostrongylidae. The record is from the annotation of a GenBank genome assembly.
AUGGAGUCAUUGAUGGAGAAGAAGAUUGAUCAAUUAAUGGGACAACCAGGUAUGGUUGGUGUUUGUGUAUCCGAUGCCAACGGUCUUUCCCUCUCGUCCAAAGGGUCUCUUAAGCCAGAGGUGGCACCAUUAGCAUCACAAUUGCUAACGUUUUGUUCCCAGCUUGAACCUUCGAGUUCUGUUCCUCCAGUAGUCAGCGUCACGAGCGACCAUGGCAAGGUGUCCAUACCGUGCAACGAAGACUUUGUGACUGUGGGAGAAGUUAUAAACUAUGUUAACGACAUUAUGCUAAAGGACUGUAAUCGACGUGAACUUCUGAUCUGUGACGGGACGAUAAGGCCAGGAGUUCUAGUGCUGGUUAAUGAUUGUGAUUGGGAACUACUUGGCUGCGAAAAAGCUCAGUUACACAAUAACGAUUUAGUUACGUUUAUAUCGACACUUCAUGGAGGCUAA